Messenger RNA from Microcebus murinus (gray mouse lemur), 2999 nucleotides. RefSeq names its product zinc finger protein 502 (gene ZNF502). Gene Ontology annotation, biological process: regulation of transcription by RNA polymerase II. NCBI's taxonomy places the organism in Eukaryota, Metazoa, Chordata, Mammalia, Primates, Cheirogaleidae. The record is from RefSeq and is a predicted model, not a curated record. Gene Ontology annotation, molecular function: DNA-binding transcription factor activity, RNA polymerase II-specific; RNA polymerase II cis-regulatory region sequence-specific DNA binding. Gene Ontology annotation, cellular component: nucleus.
GGCUUGUGUCUUGGGCUUUCAUGUACCUUUCGGACUGUAGGCGCCGCCAGCGGGGAGCACCCCAGAUCUCACGGACUCCCAGUUUUCCAAACCUGAAGUAUUUUGCAUUCAAAGCAAAGAGAAGGUUUGUGGAUGUUGAAUAUGCAAAGACAUGAAGAGGGAGAGAUUGGAAGAGGGACUUGUCCAGGAUGGACAAACAAGCUGGCUGUAGAGCAGGAUGUCUAUGAUAUUGACUCACCAGGGACAGUAGCAAAGAGAUUCCAAGAAGGUGAAUACCAAGAUUGUACUCUUGAAAAAAAAUAUGCAUGUGAGGGCAUGAAGAAAAACUCUCCUGGACAAGUUCUUCGGCCCUGCCUUUUCCAGGAAGGACGUUUUGGGGGAAUAAGUUUCAUCCACAAGGAUGCACACCCUGAAAUGGUUAGUCAAGAAUAUAGUUUUGAGAAAAGCUUGCUUUUGACCUCAAGGCUUGUAACACAUCUCAGAGUUUCUACAGAAGAGAGCCUACAUCAGUGGGAAACAAGUAAUGCACACACUAAUGAGAUUUCAGACCAGAGUAAAUGUUCAACUCUCUCAACACAGAAAAAUUCUUGGGAAUGUAAUAAAUGUGGAAAAAUCUUUACUCAGAGCUCAUCCCUUACACAACAUCAGAGAACUCAUACUGGAGAGAGGCCCUAUGCAUGUGAAGAAUGUGGGAAAGCUUUUAGUCGAAAUUCAUUCCUUGUUCAACAUCAAAGAAUUCACACUGGAGUGAAACCAUAUGGAUGUGAGCAGUGUGGGAAAACAUUUCGAUGUCGAUCAUUUCUUACUCAGCAUCAGAGAAUCCACACUGGAGAGAAACCUUAUAGAUGUAACGAAUGUGGCAGUUCCUUCCGCAAUCACUCACAUCUCACUGAACAUCUGAGAAUUCACACUGGAGAAAAACCUUAUAAAUGUAAUAGAUGUGAGAAGGCAUUCAAUCAGAACACACACCUUAUUCAUCAUCAGAGAAUUCACACUGGUGAGAAGCCUUAUCUAUGCAAUGAAUGUGGCUCUUCUUUUCGCAAACAUUCAAAUCUUACACAACAUCAGAGAAUUCACACUGGGGAAAAACCUCAUAAAUGUGAUGAAUGUGGGAAAACUUUCCAAACAAAGGCAAACCUCUCUCAGCAUCAGAGAAUUCAUACUGGAGAGAAACCCUAUAAAUGUAAGGAAUGUGGCAAAGCAUUUUGUCAGAGCCCAUCUCUUAUAAAACACCAGCGAAUUCAUACUGGAGAAAAACCCUAUAAGUGCAAGGAAUGCGGCAAAGCUUUUACUCAGAGCACUCCACUCACUAAACAUCAAAGAAUUCAUACAGGGGAGAGACCCUACAAAUGCAGUGAAUGUGGUAAAGCCUUCAUUCAGAGCAUUUGCCUUAUUCGGCAUCAGAGAAGUCACACUGGAGAAAAACCCUAUAAAUGUAAUGAAUGUGGAAAGGGCUUUAAUCAGAAUACCUGCCUCACUCAGCAUAUGAGAAUUCAUACUGGCGAGAAGCCUUAUAAAUGUAAAGAUUGUGGGAAAGCCUUUGCUCAUAGUUCAUCUCUUAUUGAACACCAUAGAACUCACACUGGUGAGAAACUUUAUAAAUGUAGUGAAUGUGAAAAAACCUUUCGGAAGUAUGCACACCUUAGUGAACAUUACAGAAUUCACACUGGUGAGAAGCCUUAUGAAUGCAUAGAAUGUGGAAAGUUCUUCAGGCAUAGUUCAGUCCUUUUCAGACAUCAGAAACUUCACAGUGGUGAAUAAUGCUGGCAUUUAGGUUAUGACAGUUUCUCUAGAGAGUGACUAGAAAUUUGGCUAGAAGGAGAAGAGCAGGUAGAGUUCCUGGAGGGAAGGAUGAAGGAGCCUUGGCUACUGCAUUCUUAGAAGAGUGUUUCCAGAAAUGGAGGAGGUGGGAGCUUGGAGAACGCAGAACCUACUAGUGCAAGUGGGCAUCUGGGAAUAUUGGGUAGAAUGGAAGUCCUGUUUUUCAGAUAAAGCCUGCAGGUUGCCACUGCUUUGUCCCCAUGUGACUCCUACACCUUGAUGAGGCAUUUGUUAAAUUAGCACUGUGUUUCCUUUACUACACCCCCUCCCCCACCUUCUGACUUCAUUGCACGUGUUUACUGGCUUAUCGGUUAAUGUGGUAUUCCAAACACUGCCUGUCAGUGUGGAAGUGGCAUAGUUCUGAUAUAGUGAUAAGUUUAAGUAGCCUCCAGAUGUUUGAGGCAUCUCUGACCAUGCUACUGUGGGGAGGCUCUCUGACCUGUGCGAGUCGUCCUGUGAAGGGAAGACAGAAAUAAGUCAAAAACAAUCCAGAUUCAUUCAUUCAAAAAUUAGGAAAUUAUCUGGCAAGAACUGGGCUGAUCCCUACAAUGUGCUGUUGAAGAAGGCUUUUAUCAGGGCAAAGGCUUUACCUGACCCUUUCAAGCUUUUGGGAAACUUGGGCUAAGAAGUAAAUAGGAGGUCAGUAGAGACUUCGUGAUGCCAGUUUGUGGGAAAGCAGCCAGAUGUGCUGAGAGAGCCAGAGACAGGAAGACCCAAUCUCUGUCCUAGAGGAAUAUUGGUUUACUCAGGAGAGAAAUGGUCUGUUCUAGAUUACUGGUGAUAUGAGUCCACAGAGAAGGGAGCCUGCACUGUGACUGAGCAAGUCACCUACAUAACCCUGCCUGCACUAGGCUGUACACUGUCUCUUAUAAGUUUGGCUGGGCCACUGGUUCACAGGGACCAGGGGAGAGGGACCUACUACAACUGAUAGUGUCCAAACAAAAUGAGACUUCGUUGGGAGAAUGCAUUAGCGAUGAAGAGAGACAGCUUUUUAGGUUGGCUGGAGUUUAGGGCUACUGGACUAGUCCUUAAGAGAGUGUUAACAUUUGUAAUGGAAUGACUUUGGAAAGAGUUCGAAAGGGAAUAACCUCUUUCAAAUACCCUGAAAAAUCAAAAUUACACAGUUUUUUACUGUGAUGGUAUUUUAUUCUUUUGAGAGAAAUGACAGUUUUCUCUUU